CUUUUCCUUUUUCUUUCUCGUCUUACUAUAUAAAGCUUUAUUAAAAUAAAUCCCCAGAGAGAGAUCCUUCUAUUAUACUUCCAGCCAAUUAAAACCGUCUUCCUUGUGAACUUCUCUUCUCUUCUUCCCUGUCUUUUCCUUUUACUCGAGGGAGUUGUGUAUACAGAGAGGGAGAGGGAGAGUUUGUGGUGGGCUGUUGUCGGAAAAUGACGUCAGAUGGGGCAACCUCGACGUCAGCUGCAAUGGCGGCAGCUACAAGGAGGAAGCCAUCGUGGAGGGAGAGGGAGAAUAAUAGGAGGAGAGAGAGGAGGAGGAGAGCUAUAGCUGCAAAAAUAUUUACUGGGUUAAGGGCUCAAGGGAAUUAUAAUUUGCCUAAAUAUUGUGACAAUAAUGAGGUAUUGAAAGCUCUCUGUGCUGAGGCUGGUUGGGUUGUUGAAGAAGAUGGAACUACUUAUCGCAAGGGACACAGGCCACCUCCUAUUGAGAUAGUAGGUACUUCGACGAGGGUAACCCCAUACUCAUCCCAAAAUCCUAGUCCACUAUCUUCGUUGUUUCCCAGUCCAAUUCCUUCCUAUCAAGCCAGUCCCUCCUCCUCCUCGUUUCCUAGCCCUACUCGUGGCGAUAACAAUGCCUCUUCUAAUCUCCUUCCAUUCCUUCGAAGUGCCAUUCCAUUGUCUCUUCCUCCUCUUCGAAUCUCAAACAGUGCGCCUGUAACCCCACCUCUCUCGUCCCCGACCUCAAGAAACCCCAAGCCAAUUCCCAACUGGGAUUUUAUUGCCAAACAAUCCAUGGCCUCCUUUAGUUACCCAUUCAAUGCAGUGUCUGCUCCGGCUAGCCCAACUCAUCGUCAAUUUCAUGCUCCAGCCACUAUACCUGAAUGUGAUGAGUCUGAUACAUCCACUGUGGAGUCUGGUCAGUGGAUAAGCUUUCAAAAGUUUGCGCCUUCUGUGGCUGCAGCAAUGCCAACCUCUCCUACCUAUAAUCUUGUGAUACCCGUGGCUCAGCAAAUUUCGUCUAGCAAUUUGGUCAAAGAGAGUGCAGUGCCCAUGGAUUUUGAGUUUGGUAGUGAACAGGUGAAACCAUGGGAAGGAGAGAGGAUUCAUGAAGUAGGAUUAGAUGAUCUAGAGCUCACACUUGGAAGUGGCAAGGCUCAGAGUUAGAGCGAACUAAUACUAUAUAUCAGUAAAAGUCAUGGCAAGGAAAUGCAGGAACAUAAGUGAAGUUUUCCUUUUCUGGUUUGUGGUUCGCAAGCUUGGUUUGGAAGAGCAUUUGCAGUUUGUUUCUUUGGCGCGAAGUACAUUUCCCGAAUCAAUAUUGGUUCUUGAAAGGAAGUAAAUUUUCAUGUUUAUUUAGUUUCUGUUUCUUUUACUCAUUUGAUGAUUAAAUUUACCAGCUGAAUUGUUUGGAAUGUUUCACAAGCAUUACAUGUAGAUAGUGUGGGAUAUUUCUCAGUGUGAUACAGACUUUGAAAGAACCUGCUGACAACAUUAAAUCAUUUGUUGAUGUUUUACUCCACUAA
Molecule: messenger RNA, 1519 nt
Organism: Populus trichocarpa (black cottonwood)
Lineage: Eukaryota; Viridiplantae; Streptophyta; Magnoliopsida; Malpighiales; Salicaceae
Product: protein BRASSINAZOLE-RESISTANT 1
Exons: 2
Coding region: 207-1160 (317 amino acids)
Biological process (GO): brassinosteroid mediated signaling pathway; DNA-templated transcription
Molecular function (GO): DNA-binding transcription factor activity
Source: RefSeq, a predicted model, not a curated record